AUUCACCCAUGUGCAAAAUGUCAACAUGUCAAAACUAAACCCCGGAAAGGAUAAAGAGUUAAACAUGUUAAUAUGGAGGAGGAGGAGGUAGUUUUAGAGUUUGAAGCAAUUCUUGGCAACGGAUCUUUUGGCAUUGUGUACCUGAUAAAGGACAAGGAGAAUCGGAGGUAUGCGGUGAAGAGAAUCAACUUUCAGGGCCAAGAGUCUGAGCGGACACAAGCCCUGAGGGAGGCAGAACUUCUGUCCAAAGUCCGAAACGAAUACAUCCUGAACUACAUUGAAUCAUUUGAAGAUGAUGAGUGCCUAAAUAUAGUAACCGAGUACUGUGAUGGGGGUGACCUUGAGGUGUAUUUAAGGAACAGAAAUGGGAAAAGCUUGCCCGAGGUUCGAAUCUGUCAUUGGAUUUACCAAAUAGCAUCAGGACUACAGUACCUUCAUGGACAGAAGAUUCUCCACAGAGAUCUGAAAGCCAAGAAUAUUUUUCUGAUGAGUGACCUUUCUUUGAAGUUGGGAGACUUAGGCAUUGCAAAGUUACUUGAACUGAAUCAAAGUAAAGCAGAGAGUUUUGUCGGGACACCUGCAUACAUGAGUCCAGAAUUAUUCAAACAUUUACCCUAUAACCACAAAUCUGAUAUAUGGAGCUUUGGAUGUUGUUGUUAUGAAAUGGUAGCCUUGCAGAAAGCCUUUGGAAAUGACAGCUUGUUUGCUCUCUGUAAGAAGGUCUGCAGUGAUGAGAGACCGCCAUUUCCCAGUCAGUACAGCGAGAGUCUGAAGUCCAUUGUGUAUUCCAUGUUGGAUGAAGAACCAGACUGUAGACCCAGUGCCAAAGAUAUUGUUAAUAAUGUGUACAUCAAAAAGAGGCUAGCAGAACCAAUCCAUAAAAGUAACUCUCCAGACAGACAGAAAAGAAGAGAUCAACCAAAGGUGAAGGAGGGGCAGAGCAAAACACACUCAGCCAGGGAGAGACGGAGACAAUUGGCUGCCCAGAAAUAUCAGACAAUGUCCCACGCAUGGCUAGCAAUCAAACGACAGAUUGACACACAUCGCAGAGAAAAUCAGAGAAAAAGUGUCAGUCGAACAAUGGAGAAGAUGAAAAAACUAAAGUUGGGCCCUGUGAAACAGCACAGAGAAGAUACAGCAACGAGUACAUGCAGUAAUCAUAGUAACAGUGUAGAGGAGGGUGAGGAUGAUCCAAUCAGAUACUUGCUGAGUGAUGAUGAAGACAGUACACUAAUUAUUGACAGAGUUCAAAGGACAAAUGACAGAGUUCAUCAGAAUGGAGAUUCAGGGUCGCAUAAAUCAAAUAUGGAGGAUGAUGUUUUUGAUGUUAAAGAACAUGUAGAGAAAAUGACUGUUGAUCCAGAUAAGGCAGCCAAGUUAAUGGUGCAAGGAAUGAGGGACCAGUUAACCCCGUUCCAGUAUAACGGGACACCUUUUCCUGUAAGGGGGAAGGAGGCAGGAACUAGUUCACAAGAAUCUCUGUCUGAUACAAAAGGUACUCAGAAGACCAGAAAAAAGAAAAAGAUUCUCUCCAAAAUAGCAAACGAGAAGAAGAGGAUAGAAAGCAGUGGUAGUGACACAGGGGUAGGGAUGACAUCAGGGGAGACAUCCCCCAUCUCACAAAAUGUUAAAGGUGAAAGUUCAGUCAGACUCUUUACAAGAGGUCAACAAGUGACCUUCAACAGAGGCAUAUCCAAUAGCAGUGAUGAACGAGAUGAAAACACAGUGAAAGAAAAAUAUGUGCCAUUUGAAAACAAGAAGACAUCAGAGAGUAUCAAGGGAAUUGUAGCCAUGAUAGGAAGCAUGGAAACUGAAUCAGUUGUACUAGAAAUCAGCAAAGUUCAAAGUGAGGUGGCUAAUGCUAUAGGCAGAGACAAUCUUCAGAAAUGUUAUGAUGUCAUGGCCAAUAUGCAGGAUGAAGAACUAGUCAAGGCACUAUUGACCGAAAUUCUUGGACCUACCAUGUAUAAAAAAUACAGGGAACAACUUUCCUACCUCCGUAUGCUAGAGAUCAGAUCUCAAGCCACAAGUUAGAGGUGAUGUCAUCAAGCUCAGAUUACAGAGGGUCUCCUUAUCUUAUCUGUAUUUAUCAGUUUAUGCAAAAACGAUUUUUUAUUUAAUGAAUAUUUCCAUAAGUGAGUUAUUUUUUUAAAAGUGUUUAUAACUAUAUAUAUAUUUUUUAUCAACAUUCUUCAAAUUGGAAACAUUUACUGUCUUAAUAUUUUUGUAUAAAAUUUUCUUAAAUAUGCUCACUUUGUUACAAUAUUCUGAGAGCAUUCGCUGACAUUGACAAUCAUUUUAAUACAUGUACACGUGUAAUCCAUUACCAGAUUUACUUUUGACAAUUUGUGUAAAUGUGUAACUCAAAAAUUCUAUUAGAUUAUGAAUGAUCUUGAACUGCCGGUUUGUAGAAAUAAUACUUCAUGGUUGUAUGAUCAACUUUCAAUAAAUAGUAAGGUAAUGAAAGAAUACUAUAUCUAUCUAGCUAAUCCAUAUUGUUUAUUGGCUAUAGACCUUCUUAUUUUACAAGAUACAGUAAUGUAAACUUACUUAUUUUAGCCUUCAUCAUAUUGUAGUGUCCUUCAUGCUACUAUACAUGAUUAAAACAAAUACACAUCUUUCUAAAAACUGUAGUAUGCUAAUUUAUAUUUGGCUAACCAGUUGAAGAGGACAAUUGCAUUAUUUGUGUGCUAAUUUAUGUAUAUUUACAGUAUAUCCAAAACUAAGUUUGUUUCACUUUUAUAACUGCUGUACGGUCAUGUAAAAUGGUGCACUUACAUGAAGCAUAAGAAUUGUUAUACUGAUGGACCAAUUAUCUUAACUUUGUAUCUGUUAGAUGUUUACAGAUCAUGGGUAAAAUAUCAGCAGGACUUAUAAAUUGCAUGUACAUGUAUUAUAAAAUUAAUACACAUUUGAUUACCUGUUUUCUUUUAUGAAAUGU
Messenger RNA from Saccostrea echinata, 2941 nucleotides. RefSeq lists its product as uncharacterized. Gene Ontology annotation, biological process: protein phosphorylation. Bases 73 to 2034 code for a protein of 653 amino acids. The transcript is spliced from 14 exons. The record is from RefSeq and is a predicted model, not a curated record. NCBI's taxonomy places the organism in Eukaryota, Metazoa, Mollusca, Bivalvia, Ostreida, Ostreidae. Gene Ontology annotation, molecular function: protein kinase activity; ATP binding.